This is a messenger RNA of Meira miltonrushii, 1035 nucleotides long. RefSeq lists its product as uncharacterized. Bases 1 to 1035 code for a protein of 344 amino acids. Lineage: Eukaryota; Fungi; Basidiomycota; Exobasidiomycetes; Exobasidiales; Brachybasidiaceae. Gene Ontology annotation, molecular function: RNA binding; zinc ion binding. The record is from RefSeq and is a predicted model, not a curated record. The transcript has a single exon.
AUGGCACCUGCCACAACGAGAGCGGCACAAGCGGUGUAUAACGAUUAUCAUCAUAACAACCUUGCAUUUGAAUCAUACUUGGCCAAUACAGCAACUGCUACGCAUUCCCAAUUCAGUUCUCUUAAGCUUACAAGUGACGCUCAGCUAUGUCCAAGACAUGUGGAAUACUUAAAGAACCGUAACGAAAAUCAACCCUGUCCACUUGGGAACAGAUGCCCUUUCAGACAUGAACAACCAGGUCCGCAAAACUUCUUGGCGCCCGAUCAAAAGAGAGAUUUAGGGAAAAGAACGAUCUGUAAGCAUUGGCUUAGGGGAUUGUGCAAAAGAGGAGAUCAAUGCGACUAUUUACAUGAAUACGAUAUGAGAAGGAUGCCGGAAUGCAGAUUUUUCGCUACUUUUGGUUAUUGCAAUAGCGGUGAUGAAUGCUUAUACCUGCAUGUGGACGCAAAAGCAAAGAUACGUGAAUGCGAGAAUUACAAACGUGGAUUUUGUCCAAAAGGUCCAGCUUGUCAUAAAAAGCAUGUCAGAAGGCCGGCUUGUCCGUUGUACAUUGCAGGAUUCUGUCCAAGAGGACCGGAUUGUCGGAUGGGUCACAUCAAAGCAACCCCGCCGUCUGCUGCUUCUCGCUCGAAUUCACCUGUAUUGACUCAUAAACCUCUCACCGCUGAAGAAGCCUUUGGUCAAAGGAAUAUGGCAGGUCAAGCAGGAGGGCAAGAAGGUGGCUACUCACGUCCACAAAGACAGGAUUACACACAGAAUCAAUCAUCUGGAGGCUAUCAAGCUAAUACCGUCGGAAAUAUGGGAGGAGGUAAUAUGCAACGCAACAAUCAGGAUGGAAAUGCUCCUCGACGUUUGCGUGAUUUAAGUACGGUGACAUGCUACAAGUGCGGAGAAGUAGGACAUUUUGCAAACAUGUGCCCUAAUCCAAAUAUGCCAGGUCAUCGAGGAGGCACGGAACGAGGAUCGGGUGGAAGGGAUAGAGGAGGUGGCGGUGGUGGUCACCAACAAAGUCGUGAUUAUAACAGACAAUAUUAA